UUUUUUUUUUCUUUAUUUAUUUUUAUCAAGAUGGUAAAGUAAGGCAUGCCAUGAAAGUGUGAUUGAUUCUCUCUUUUUGUUUAUUUAUUUAGGCAGAGAUGAGAGAAUAUUUAUACAAAAUACUUGUUGUGGGUGAUUUAGGAACAGGAAAGACGUCGAUUAUACGUCGUUAUGUUCAUAAUAUAUUUUCAAGCAACUAUAAGUCUACUAUUGGUGUAGACUUUGCUCUGAAAGUGAUUCAAUGGGAAAAUGAUUUGAUUGUUCGACUUCAGUUAUGGGAUAUUGCUGGACAAGAAAGAUUUGGUAAUAUGACUCGCGUGUAUUAUAAAGAAGCCCUUGGUGCUAUUGUAGUGUAUGAUAUCAGUCGACCACAGACAUUUGAGGGUGUUACGAAAUGGAAAAAUGAUAUUGAUACCAAAGUGGCAUUACCAGAUGCUUGGGGAGGAGGACAAAUUCCUGUUAUUUUGAUGGCCAAUAAGGCUGAUUUGAUUCAAGAAGGACAUGGACAACAUGCCAAUCCAACUGAACUAGACCAAUUCUGUCAAGAUCAUGGCUUUAUUCAAUGGUUCGAAACGUCUGCUAAAGAUAACAGUCAAAUUGAAGAAGCUGCUCGCUAUUUAGUUUCAGCCAUUUUAAAGCUUGAAGAAGAACAUGCUGAAAGUAUUGUUCAUGAACAAAACACAGUUCGUUUAGAACAACAACAACAACAACAACAAAAUAAUGGGUGUUGUUAAAUAAAAUUUAUUGGCUUUCUUCUUCUUGUUGCAUUCUUCUGG
Molecule: messenger RNA, 776 nt
Organism: Gilbertella persicaria
Lineage: Eukaryota; Fungi; Mucoromycota; Mucoromycetes; Mucorales; Choanephoraceae
Product: P-loop containing nucleoside triphosphate hydrolase protein
Exons: 4
Coding region: 99-734 (211 amino acids)
Biological process (GO): vesicle-mediated transport
Cellular component (GO): trans-Golgi network; vesicle; Golgi apparatus
Molecular function (GO): GTPase activity; GTP binding
Source: RefSeq, a predicted model, not a curated record